Messenger RNA from Mya arenaria, 2240 nucleotides. RefSeq names its product torsin-1A-interacting protein 2-like. The transcript has 2 exons. NCBI's taxonomy places the organism in Eukaryota, Metazoa, Mollusca, Bivalvia, Myida, Myidae. Gene Ontology annotation, biological process: membrane organization. Gene Ontology annotation, molecular function: ATPase activator activity. Gene Ontology annotation, cellular component: membrane. The record is from RefSeq and is a predicted model, not a curated record. The coding region runs from base 136 to 1332 and encodes 398 amino acids.
AAAAUAAUAACAAAUAAAUAAACAAAUAGUCUAGUUUAAUUCGGUUGUGUUUUGUGGGAGUCGGAAGUAAAAAACAGAAAAAGAAAGUAGAACAUUUAUUUCGUAGAUGUUUCUUGCCUGUCGGAUUUUUAGGUUAUGUCUGAUUCUGAAAGUGAGGAUCCAUUCAUACAGAAAUCAUACGAUCUCAGAAACACUGUAAGGUCAAGAUUCACCCGUCCACCACUUCCAGAAUUCAAAGCCAGAAUGCCUCCUAAAUCUAAAACCUCUGCAUCACCAAAGUCCCCAAGGCAAGGAAGAAAUGUGAAAACAAAACAGAAAAGGGCUAAGAAAAACAAUUUGUACCCAGAUUUGGAUGAUGACGCGGGCAUCAGAGAAACAGAAACAGAGAGUGAAACAGAAGAUGCAUCUGUGGACAACACAGGAGAAGAAGAAGAUAAUGUUGAUGGAGCAAAUAUGAAGAGAGAUGAUCUUAAUAGACUAGAUGAGGAAAGUAGGCCAUAUGUUCGGCCAAAUAACCGAAAUGAAUCUAGGAAACGGGCUGAAAGGAAUAUGAAAGGGAAUAAAGUGGAUCAAAAUGACAGUGCUAGUGCUAAGGGAAGUGGAAUGGGUCAACUUCUGCUCUGGAUGGGUGUUCUUUGUGUCAUAGUUGGUGUUUAUUUGGUAGUAGAAAACAGAAAUAAAGGUGUGUUUUCAGAUGAAGUUGUUCAGCCACCUGUGGACUUUUAUAAGAUGUAUAAACCUAAAUUUGAGGCAAUAAGACGCAAAUACCCAUCACAAAGUACAAGAUUUUGGAAAGUGAUUGGGUCUGCGAUAAAACGUCUAAUAAAUGUUCCAUUGUCAACAUAUCCGGCUGUGAUAAUUCUUGCUGUUCCAGAGGGCUCAACCAAAGUAGGCACAUGUUUAGCCAAAGAGUUGGUUACAAAUUUGAACUCAAUCUUCAACCAUACAGACCCAGCUUACAUAGACGCAUUAUCACUUAAUUCUGUCUCUGCUGAGAAAAUGAAAUUGGACAUGGACAAGAGAUUGAUUUCAGUGUUGUCAGACUCGCGCGGCGUAGUGAUAGAUCACAUUGAGAGUCUAAAACCACAGGCAGCGCUGCUGUUUCAUGGUUAUUGUGAUGGUGACAAUGCACCUUAUAAAGACGCAGCCUUCAUUCUUGUCCUUCACACAAGUACUUCAGAACAUGGCAUCAGAGACGCUAAAGUUGAGGAGAUACUGACAGAGCUCUGGGGCCGGGAUUUAGGUAUAGAUGAGAUGCCAGCUUUGCUCAGCAGGAUUGCAAACAGUGUGGCUGUGUUACUGCCAGAACAAAAUGUCAAUUGUGAAUUAUAAUUUGUUUGUUCAAAUCAACUAAUUAUAUAUAGCUGAGUUUCGAGCUUGACUUUGGAGAAGUCUUCCUAAACUGUAAAUUUCUCUAUGAGUUUAAAAGAAACUCCUUUCAAAGUUUAUAAUGAACUUCUUUAUUAGUUUAUAGUGAACUAUUGAAGGCCUUUAAAAAAAAGUGGUUUGGGUAACCCGACCGCUCCUUCGCAAUAGGCGGUGACGCUACAGUUUUAUAGUCUGUUAGUUUGAAUUAAAAACAAAACAUUUUUUUGUCUGUGUGUUUCAAUAUGUAGUUUUAAAAGCUUUAAACUAAACAUUACUUAAAGGCCUUUACCAUUUUUGACAUUCUUUUAUGAAGCUUAUACUAGGAAACCUUUCCCUAAAUUUUCAUUGGACUCGCCCAAAAGUGUAUUGGAAACUUUUCCCUGAUCUUUGUAGUAAACUUCUCGGAAAGCUGAUAACUUUGUAGGAAACUUCUCCCUUAGUUUAUCGGAAACUUCUUUAUUUUCAGUCUUACCUGAUAUGUUUUCAUACAUGUUGUGUAGAAAGUUUCAGCAUUUUGUGACUGUAACUGCAAUUUAAAAUCUGUGUCGUAGACCAUGACAUUUAUGAUUUAUAACCAUUAUACAUGAUUUUUUUUUAUUAUUAUUGUAUUACUCCAUUUGGUUCAUAGAUUUUUUGCAACAAAUGUUUUUUCUGUGUUUACCACAUACAUAUAUAGAAUAAUUUGUGUCAGUUGCUCAUUAUUAUUAUAAUUAUACAUGUUUAAUUUGACUGUGUGCUUUAUUUGGUAGUGACUAAUGUCAUAAACAAAGAUAAUUUGACAUAUCAGAUGUUGCAUGGAUGUUUCGAUGCAAUAAUGCCAUUAAACUGUUAUACUUUCAUUGUCUUCAGUGCUAUUAAAUAUUUCUGCAAUA